AGAAGGACGUAGGCUACACGGAAGUAGUAUGACGAAGUUCCUAUACAAAUGUAUCGGUGGUGGAGGCUAUGCUAGAUCACAAGAGAACUUCUGUCAAAUGAAUUAAUAUAAUUUAAUAGUUUAUGAACACAUCUGAUAAGGAAUGCCUAAGCAAUAAGUUGUUCAAGUCUGCAACCAAGAUUUUGCUGAGUCUGGAUAGUCCCAUUUCACUUUGGAUAUGGCCGUGGCACAAGGGUUCCGAAGCAGCAAGCAAGAUUUCUCGUUCGGACCGUGGAAGAUCACUGCUGCAAAAACUCACAUAAUGAAAUCAAAAGAUAUCGAGCGGUUGGCUGAGGAGAUGAAACUGCCCGCACUCCCAGAGAUGUUGUUUGGGGACAACGUCUUGCGCAUUGAGCAUUCAGAUGGCUUUGGCAUAGAGUUCAACGCCGUGGAUGCCCUCAAACGUGUAAAUAACAUGCAGGACUCUGUCAAAGUUGCCUGUGCCCAGGAGUGGCAGGAGAGCAGGGCGGAUUCCGAGCACUCCAAGGAAGUGGUGAAACGCUACGACUGGACGUACACCACAGACUACAGAGGGACACUGUUAGGAGAAAAUGUGAGCAUGACCCCUUCGCCAACAACCGAGCGCAUAGAUUUGGAGAAACUGAAGGCGCGGGAGCAGAUCGUGUUCUUCGAGGACGUGCUCCUAUUCGAAGAUGAGCUCCACGACCAUGGCGUGUCAAUGAUCAGCGUGAAGAUCAGAGUGAUGCCAACCAGCUUUUUCCUGUUGCUACGGUUUUUCCUGCGUGUCGACGGUGUGCUCAUUCGCAUUCACGACACCAGGCUCUAUCACGAAGCAGGCAGUGAUUUCAUGUUGAGGGAGUUCAGUGCACGGGAAAGCAAAAUAUCUGAACUAAAGCACGUUCCGCCUCCUCUGUAUACUGACCCGAACGAGAUUGCCCAGUACCUCCCUCUUCGCUUCUCAGAGUUCGAGAAAUUGGACUUUCCGGUGAAGGAAUGAGUUGGCCUCACGUGUAGGCCCAGACUACAUCCAAUUCGGACCCUGUGCACACUCACUGUAUUGCUUUUCCAAGGCUUAUAUUGCACUUAGUAACAGUGUCAACGUUCGUCUCUAUCUCAUUGUCUAUGCGUUGCGUUUGGGUAAUAAAUUGACUGAGCUGUCAUUAAUAAGUC
Messenger RNA from Engraulis encrasicolus (European anchovy), 1170 nucleotides. It is a transcript of the gene tiprl, whose product is annotated as TIP41, TOR signaling pathway regulator-like (S. cerevisiae). Gene Ontology annotation, biological process: TOR signaling. NCBI's taxonomy places the organism in Eukaryota, Metazoa, Chordata, Actinopteri, Clupeiformes, Engraulidae. The record is from RefSeq and is a predicted model, not a curated record. Gene Ontology annotation, cellular component: cytosol. The transcript has a single exon. Bases 218 to 997 code for a protein of 259 amino acids.